This is a messenger RNA of Chaetomium fimeti, 2661 nucleotides long. RefSeq names its product Oxidoreductase, molybdopterin-binding domain-containing protein. The transcript is spliced from 2 exons. Gene Ontology annotation, molecular function: molybdenum ion binding; sulfite oxidase activity; heme binding. Gene Ontology annotation, cellular component: mitochondrion. The record is from RefSeq and is a predicted model, not a curated record. Gene Ontology annotation, biological process: sulfur compound metabolic process. Bases 442 to 2661 code for a protein of 739 amino acids. Lineage: Eukaryota; Fungi; Ascomycota; Sordariomycetes; Sordariales; Chaetomiaceae.
GUAACGGCAAUCAUCGGUCGACGCACCUGCCAACAACCCUUGCGCAAAUCACCAAGCUCCUUCCUGGCUGGUCCUCGUGGCUGCCGCUCGUUGAAGACAUGACUCCCUUCUCAUGUUUGGUACCUUCCCUAGGCGGUGAGGGUUUGCUGAUAUUGUUAGACGUUGGGGAUUAGAUUCCGACAAAGCCCCCGUCAUUGUUUCCCAACCAACACUAAAUCCUGAGCCCACAGAUCCGAUACCGACAGCGCCACUCAGCUCUUGUCUCACUGUGUUACUGUGCAACACUGGCAACCUCUUACGCCUCCGGUUGUGCCGUCCGCUUUGGAUAUCUGCGAGAACACGACGAACUGGGCGCUGCGCAGACAGCGCUGGCAUCGACAGCAACAGCGCGCAAGAACCUGAUCCUCGCCUUCCCUCUCGGGCGCCCAACCAAAGCUCACAAUGGCUGCGCGAACUUCAAAACACUUCGCGACCGGCAUUCUCCGACAGUUCGGCCGACGCGAUGCUCCCGAGCUAGCGAUAUGCCGCCCCUACAGGCUCCGACCGCGACACAUACACACAACCCCACGUCGAGCAUCAGGCGAUCCAUCGCGGGUACCACACCCUCAACUACCAACAGGGCGCACGCCGCCUUUUCAAGCCCGGGCUGCGCCAUUGAGCUUGUUAGUUGGUGGCGGUGUCGCCGCCUCCCUUUUGGCUUAUUCACAACUCGCCGAGGACAGGCCAGAGCUUAUGAGUGCGGGCUCUACCUCGACCGACGACCGCGAUCCCUCCCUUCCCCGCUUCCGCCUCGCCGACGUUCGAAAACACGACGCCUCCUCUUCGGAACCGUGGGUAAUAUUCGAGGACAAGGUCUACGAUAUUACAGACUGGAUCGCUGCGCAUCCUGGUGGCGACGUGAUCCUCCGAGCGGCCGGCGCAAGCAUUGAGCCGUAUUGGAACAUCUUCACCAUCCACAAGGCGCCACAUGUGCGCGAGAUCCUACAACAGUACCUGAUUGGCUUCAUCGACGUCGCCGACCUUGGGCCCAACGGGUUACCGGCAGCUGAGACAAUUGAAGACCCCUUCGUGGACGAUCCGGUACGCGACCCUCGCCUCAUCACCCACACAGCCAAGCCGCGCAACGCCGAGCCGCCAAACGAGGAGCUCGACCGCACAUUCCACACACCGAAUGACCUGUUCUACGUUCGGCACCACAUGUGGGUGCCGGUAGUGGAGGAGGCGAAAGCAGGCGAGCAUCUCCUGAGCAUCGAGCUCCCGGACGGCGAGAUAAAAACGUACACCUUGGAGGAUUUGAAGACGAAGUUCCCGACGCACAAGGUCACGGCUGUGUUACAAUGCAGCGGAAACAGACGGAAUGACAUGACGCGACAUGCUGGCAAGACCAACGGCCUGCAGUGGGGUGUAGGAGCCAUCAGCAACGCCGAGUGGGAGGGGGUGCGGCUCUCUGAUAUUCUGGCGGAUGCCGGGCUUAACGUCCGUGAUGCCACAUCGCCGACGCGGAAGAGCGGCCAACAUCCCACCACUGACGACAAGGUCGACGCCAACGCACUCCACGUCCAGUUCACCGGUCUUGAAGCCUACGGUGCCUCCAUCCCGCUAGCUAAGGCGGUGGACCCGCGCGGCGACGUGCUCCUAGCGUUCGGCAUGAACGGCGAGUCCCUCCCCCGAGACCACGGCUUCCCGCUGCGCGCCGUCGUUCCGGGGCAUGUCGCGGCGCGUUCGGUAAAGUGGCUGAGCAAGAUCGUCGUCUCAGACGAAGAGAGCACGAGCCAAUGGCAGCGCCGCGACUACAAGUCCUUCGGUCCCAACGAAGGCGCCAACCCCGACUGGGACCGCGCCGUCUCCAUCCAAGAAAUGCCCGUCACCAGCGCCAUCACUGGCGUGUGGGUCGGCGACUGCGUACGCCGGGGCCGCGUGCCCUGGAUGGGCCCUAACAACAACUCGGGCACCCCCAACCAACCCAACAGCAGCCGCAUCCUCGACAUGGCCGCCGUCUCCCAAAAAGUAGGCUUCACCCCCGAACCCACUUCCACCACCACCAACAACAGCCUCCCCGCAAACCCCUGCCCCCCAACCACCCCAGCCGACGAGCCCGUCGCGGUGCAGGGGUACGCCUACUCCGGCGGCGGGCGCGCCAUCACGCGUGUCGACGUCUCCCUCGACGGCGGCAAGACCUGGGACCAAGCCGAGCUGGUCAACGACCGCGCCGAGGCCCCCUACCCGGGCAACAAGGCCUGGGCCUGGACGCGCUGGCGCUACGUCGGCGCGCUCCCCAUCCUCACCCUCCCCACCACCGCCACCGACACAACCACCACUGCAGAAAACAGCAGUGGCAGCGGAUGCCACGACCGCAAGGCGCCCAAGCAGUGCACGACGCUGGUGGUCAAGGCGACCGACGACGCGUACAACACGCAACCGGAGAGCCACCGCGGCAUCUACAACGUGCGUGGGAACCUGGCUACGGCGUGGCACCGCGUCAAGAUCUGCCCGCGCUGUACCGGUGGGAAUGGUAGCAAGGAUGGCAAGGGUGGGUUGACGUGGUCGACGGGGGAGACGUUUGGGUGUGGGUUCCGCAAGGAGGCGGAGGAGCGGCGGGCGUCGGGACAGGCUGAGGUUGUUGGUUCGAGCGUGGCGUAUCAGCUUGGGAGACAUUUCUGA